This is a messenger RNA of Dibothriocephalus latus, 453 nucleotides long. The record is from the annotation of a GenBank genome assembly. Lineage: Eukaryota; Metazoa; Platyhelminthes; Cestoda; Diphyllobothriidea; Diphyllobothriidae.
AUGACGAUCGAACUCCUUCGGGUCCAGCGUGAAAACAGGGACAGACGACUUGGCUGUCGAGAUCGUCAGCCCGCGCUGGGUCAAGAAGUUUUCGACUUCGGACAUGGACUCCAAGAGAAGCUGCGCAGCCUGAUCGAGUCCGUGGAGUCCGUGAAACACAGCGGCGGCAAUCCCCCUGGCGGCGACGAAACCGAGGGAGAUGCAGGCUGGAUUGAGGGUGUGGCCAUCCUCGGCGCAGUUCUGGUUGUCGUCCUCGUCACGGCUGUUAACGACUGGCAGAAGGAACGCCAGUUUCGCGGUCUUCAGGACAAAAUCGAAUCGGACCAUCGUAUCUCCGUGAUGCGUGACAGUGAAUUCUUUGAGUGCCUCGUUGGCGAAAUUGUCGUUGGCGACAUUUGUCUCGUCAAAUACGGUACGCGCGGGCCUUUCUUUGCGCCUGCUUUCUACGUAUGA